This is a messenger RNA of Canis lupus familiaris (dog), 6156 nucleotides long. RefSeq names its product MOB kinase activator 3B (gene MOB3B). The record is from RefSeq and is a predicted model, not a curated record. The coding region runs from base 334 to 984 and encodes 216 amino acids. Gene Ontology annotation, biological process: signal transduction; positive regulation of protein phosphorylation. Gene Ontology annotation, cellular component: cytoplasm; nucleus. NCBI's taxonomy places the organism in Eukaryota, Metazoa, Chordata, Mammalia, Carnivora, Canidae. The transcript is spliced from 4 exons. Gene Ontology annotation, molecular function: protein kinase activator activity.
CCGCGCGCGCCAUCCGGAUCCGCAGCCGUCGCCCGCCCCGGCUCGCCCUGGUCCUCGGGAGCCGGCCGCGGCUGGCCCGGCGCAGGAGCCUGCAGGGAGGGCCGCGGGCUGGCGGUCCGAGCCCCACGCCUUUAGGAAGAAUCAUGAGGUUCUCUUGGAAACUCUUCAAGAGGAAGAUGGACAGAGCCGCUUAAAAGAGAUUAAAGACCGCAGACCGCAAGACUGGGGCCAGAGGGCUGGCAGUGGAAAACCCUGCUGAGUUGUGACCUCUCACUGAAAAGUUCUAGGUGCCUUUUUGCUUCUUGCAAAAAAAAGGAAGAGAAGGAGAAGACCAUGUCCAUAGCUUUGAAGCAGGUGUUCAACAAGGACAAGACCUUCCGGCCCAAGAGGAAAUUUGAACCUGGCACACAGAGGUUUGAGCUCCACAAACGGGCUCAGGCAUCCCUCAACUCAGGCGUGGACCUGAAGGCAGCUGUGCAGCUCCCCAGUGGGGAGGACCAGAACGAUUGGGUGGCAGUACAUGUGGUGGACUUCUUCAAUCGGAUCAACCUCAUCUAUGGCACCAUCUGUGAGUUCUGCACGGAGCAGACCUGUCCUGUGAUGUCAGGGGGCCCCAAAUAUGAGUAUCGGUGGCAGGAUGACCUCAAGUACAAGAAGCCAACUGCCCUGCCAGCUCCCCAAUACAUGAACCUUCUUAUGGAUUGGAUUGAGGUCCAGAUCAACAAUGAGGACAUAUUUCCAACAUGUGUGGGUGUUCCCUUCCCAAAGAACUUCCUUCAGAUCUGCAAGAAGAUUCUGUGCCGCCUUUUCCGAGUCUUUGUCCACGUCUACAUCCACCACUUCGACCGGGUCAUUGUGAUGGGUGCAGAGGCCCAUGUCAACACCUGCUACAAGCACUUCUAUUACUUCGUCACAGAGAUGAACCUCAUAGAUCGCAAGGAGCUAGAGCCUUUGAAAGAGAUGACGAGCAGGAUGUGUCACUAACACCCCACCUUACUUUCGGAAGACCAGAGGAAAGCUCUUUCCUCCUGGAGUCCUGAGAAGGAAGACCUCCCUGGCUGAAAUGGCACACCUACUUCCAGGAGCAGGAGAGGUGGAGACAAGCGGUGAUUCCUGAGAGACGUUCCCCACUCACGCUGUGUGCUCUUAACCCUCCGAGUGCUGCUAGCCACGACCUGUGGACCUGACCACAGCGUGCAAGAAGGACUGCCCACCCCAACCCCUUCUGGCUCUCAGUUGCCCCAAGGACGCCUCUGCACUUCUGUGUGCGUCGCAGCUCUGCCUGUGACCUGCUGCCUAAGCUUUACUGGAAUUCAGGUUUUGAGACUGAGACACUUAUUUGUAUUUUCCACUUCGGUCUUGUCAACUGGCCAACUUUUCUGUAAUGUGUUUUCUAAGUACCAGGUGAAUUUUGGAACUCUGGAUGAGCAGCAAGUUUUUCUAUAACAAGUCUUCCUUUCAAUGUUCCCACCCUGAUCUGAUGCCGUGGUUUAACUUCAUGCGGAGCCAUAUAGCCAUGACAGAUCUAAGACCCACCCUACAGCCUCAACAUGAUUUCCCUAUUAGGCAUUUUUAUCAGGGACCCCUCCAUGACCCCGAACAAACUUUAACUACAGGGAGGAGACCGGCCACUAACAUAAAACUGACGAGUUACCAGUUAACUCUGAACAGAAUGUGUUUUUUAUAACCACACCAUUCCUGUUUCUUCUAUUCAAGAUACUUUCUUCCUGUUUCCCAGAUGAGAGGAAUAAAAGGAAGUUAUAAAUGACCAAGAAUGAUCAGCAGAAGCCCUGAGCCAGAUAGAUUAGUGCAGUGUUUGUUCUUGACCAAACGGUAGGGAAUUGUGGCUGUCUCUACCUAAUACUAAAAUUUCACUUUAAAAAAAAAAAAAAAGAAGAAGAAGAAGUGCAAUUGGUUAUUUGGUGCACAUAGCUCAGACAGCCAGCUCAUUGACUUGUAGCCUUCCCAGCUGGCCCUCUGACCUCCUACAUCCAGCCCGUGUUUUCUUUCUCUUCCUCUGUACUACCCCCUCCCUGGCUGGUUUGUAUUAUGGCACAAAAUUAAUUUCUGCCCCUGUGAUUGUGCCACAGUUGCCAAGGUAACAGUGGAACUGGAGCUAACUUCCUUCUUCCAUUCCCUCCCGGUUUUCCCAUUCCAGUAAACAGAAUAACACAUUCUGUGUUACAUCCUGCCUUUUGAAACCCAAGUGAGUCUUAGUGGAAGAAACAGUUGCCUUCUCUGCUUCAUUCGUGAAACUGGUGAUGGUCCUGAGAGCCUGUGACUAGGGGGUGAUAAUACUCCCAGUGAUCAUUUGAAUUUGACAAAAUAGCAGUUGGUGGAGGGAAGUAGAUAAGAAUGUUUUAGUGUAUUUUAAUGUAACACCGAUUAAAGAAUAACUAAACAACUCUGAUUUCGUUUCAUUAUAUGUAACGCGUUAAAGCCAUUCAUGGCUGCCACAAGAGCCGAGAAAGCAUGAGAUUUUUUUGUCCAAAGAAAGGGCUGACCCAGUCUGGGCACUGUGGCAUCCUGUCCUAACCCAACAAACCAUCCUUUGCUUCCGAUCUUGUCAAAGUCGUCUCGUGGAAUCCAAAUGCUGCUACCUCUUUCCAUAUUGUUGUGUUCUGGUCAAAAACAAACAUACCCUCUUCCCUUUUUUGGCUUCCUAAGAUAACUCUGAGAGGACAAGAUAGGCAAAGAUUCUUCUCAGCAUCAUCUUUGGCUGAAAGAAUAUCUGACUGUCCUAAGGAUCCAGAGAACAAAGAAAUAAGACCCCCUAUUCCCAACCUAUGCAAUACACACGCAGUAAGCACUGCAGGGGAAUGUCCAGCUGAGGGACAGAGAAAUAAGUGACAGCAGGGAGCCCAGGCUCUGGGAACAACUCUGAAGCUUUGCCGCCAUGGAAAACCACAGGAUUUUAGCAUUAAAAAGUUGACCAUGUUCCUGCAUUUCAAUGAUGCCUAAUCAAGCAGGAUGCUGGAUUCUGAAGACAUUUGUUACUAAUUCUUUUUAAGGUUCUUUUCUAUUAACUGUUUGUGUGUAUGAAAUUUCCAUUCAAUGUAAAAGACCGAAUAUUGUUUAAACUUCUUGGCACAAUUUCCUCCUGGUUAUAUUUCUAAUUACAUUAAUCAACUCUUCUAGGAUAAGUUCUGGCAAACUGCUCUUAUUUUUUAAUUAGAGUAUUCCUAUUCCUGCAGAACUUUGUUUGGCAAAUUCUAAAGAAAAUUAUCACAGGCAAUUUUUUAUCUCUUUGACCUGACUACAUCCUAAGUACAUCUCAUUGCAGAGGGGGAUCUGAGCUCCUGGCAAUGCUUCAAGCACCUCCAGCUCUCUGGCUUUGAGCCUGACAUUCUGCUUCUUCCUCCUCACCUGACAGGCUCUCCUUCAUUUCCCACUUUUUUUUUUUUUUUUAAGCUGGGUAUUACAUGUCUCCGCCAGCUGUUUUUUUUUUUUUUUUUCAUUUUAUUUUGAGAAGUUUCAAAGUGGAAAUUUAAAAAGAAAAGAUUACGAUGAACAUUCAUGUCCCCUUCACUUAUGUGCAUCAGUUGUUAACAUUUUUUUAAUUAUUUACUUUUUCCAAAUAUUUUCUCUUUCUCUCGGGAAAUAUACAUUCUUCUAGGUGAACCAUUUCAAAAUAUGUUGCAGACAUCAUAAAACCUUAAAAAACUUUGUCGAUUGCCCCAAAAAUGUUUAUAGCUUUUGAUAUUGUUGUUUAUCCAGGAUCCAAUUAGGAAUCACACAUGGCAUUUGUUGUCAUUCUCUUUAGUUAAUGGGUUAGAGUUCUUCUGUAUGUAUGUGUGUGGCAUGGUGGUGGAGCGUGUGUGUUGUGUGUGCGAUGACACUGACAUAAAGGAGUUCAGGCUGUUUUUUUGGUAGAAUGUUUUACAAUCUGGAUUUUUUUUCUGAUUGUUUCCUCUUUAUUAGACUCAGUUAUACUUUAUUUUUUUUAUUUAGGAAGAAUACUACGUAAGUGAUGUUUCCUUCCUAUUGCAUUUAUCAGGAAGUAUAUAAUGUCUAUCGUCUCUUGUCAUGAUAUUAAGCUUGACCAGUGGGUUUAGGUGUUGUCUGCCCGAUUCAUUCAUUUUAAAGGUACAUAAUUCACUAGGAAGCUCUGAAAUUCAACAUGCACACGUUUUAUAGAGUUUGAGGCUGUGCACAUGUGCAUUCCUUUCUUCAUAUUCUCAAAGUGGUCCACAGUCUCCAAAAGAUUAUAACCAUUGCAGUUAAAUGAUGUAACAAUGAUAAAGGAUUCAUGACUUCCUGUUUAACAGAAGGAACAGUAAGACGGGCAGGACAUUAGUAUGCUAGCUGAUGAGAAAUUGUGCGGUCCCUGUAGCCAGAGCUGAAAUAUGUUUUUCGUUUGUUUGUUUGUUUUUUGCUCCCAUCCUCAAUGACUUCCCAUUCAGACCCAUGGUUUAUUUUAGAGAGCAUGCAUUCUCAAUGAAGGUGAUUAUUCAAGGGUGCAAAAACUGUGGGGUUUUUUUGGUGAGGGAAGGAAUCUUAGAAUUUACAAUGGGUUGUGGCCCUUCAGGGGGCCAUAGUACAUAAACAAAUAUAAAGUGUAUAUGUGGUAUUAAAGUUUCAUGAGGAUCAUUAGGAAUAAAAUUUCUUUAAAAACUCCUUAGGAUGAUGAUAAUAAAAAAGGUUGAGAAAUACUCAACUAGAGUCAGAUUCUGCCUCUUAGGUGUUCAUUCUCUCUUCCUGAGUGUUUUCUCAUUUCUAAGAGCUAGGAUGAGUGGAAACAACUUCAAGAGCUUUCUUAAGCUGUUCCUUCUACCCUCCCAAACCAUAUCAGUCACAUUCCCACGGAAAACCCCAUUCUCCUCUUGAAGACCUCAGGCAGAGACAUUCUACAGCAUCCUUUGGUAUACCGCAGUGAACACUUUACAUCUGAAUUCCUUCCAUUUAGCCUGAGCCAAACUACUAUCUUUUCAUCACACCUUUCCUAGUGUCUCACAUUAAGAAAGAUCCAAAGAUUAUCUAGGAUAAGAAGAAGCAUAAUAAAUGAGAGCCUUAUUGGCAGAUCCAGUAAGUAUGUGAAGACUGUUACCAAAUGUCCUUCAGCCUUCUUUCCCUUUGGCUCUCCCAUGGGCAGAAUUCUCCUGGAAGCCUUCUUGCUCUUGCUCCGUUGCUAACAUUUCUGCCAUUAAUGUUCAUUUGAGCCCUUUCCUGGGCUUUCCAUGUCACUGUGUGUUAUGGAUGUAGCCAAUAGUGAAUGUGUAAGAAAUUAUCGCAUACUUUCUCCAAACUCUGUGUGGUGUCUUUGCUAAGUCCUGACUUGCAUUUAUAAGUUUUCUUUUCUAUUUGUCCGUGCUAAAUCCAUUUUGAUUUAUCUUCCUGAGUUUCCUUCAUUUUUACCUUUAAUAUUCCUCAUCCAAUCACUCUGUUUUGUUUUAAUCCCUUCUUUAAUUGGCAAAGCGUUAGGAGACUUGGAUGGAGUGCCUCUCAUUUUUUGGUGGUGAUUUAAGCCAAAUCGUCAUCUGGUCAUUGAUGGAAGCAUGUCAUUCCCUGUGGUCUCUGACCUUCUAUGACUUCCACACCCCAUGGGUAUCACACUGUAAGUCAAAGAAAUAUCAUGGGACAAGUAUAGCUAUGUCUUCAAGAAGUGUGUAUAAAGGCAAAAUCAUGAGAAGGAGCCAGAUGUGUCACUUAGAUAAUACUGUUGUCAUUUGUGCUUGGAUCAUUUUGGUCCUUGAGAGUGAGAGUGAGAAUCUAGGUGAUUCUCUCCUAGAAUUAGCCAAACAAAGUACUUUGGAGAUAGAAAGUUCUUUCCCUGCUUUAAAAAGUAUGUCAGCAACCAAAAACUUAUAACAGAUUGUUUCCAUCUGGAUGGUUAUUAAUUCUGGAUAGGAAGUUUUUGAUGAAUAAAUAAGGAUUUUUGUAACUUUCAAAGGGGAGACUCCAUUUCUAAUCUGACAUUUAAACUGUAUUACUAACUUUUAGUGUUCUAAUUUCAAGGUUUUCCUGUAUCUUUUCUAAUUGCAUCAGAAAAAAUGUAUACCAUAUUUAAUUCCAUUUGUGAUUAAGUGUUUGACUAUAAGAACAAACUAAUACAAUUAUAUAAAUUAGAAAAGCCAGAGGAAAUGAAAGGAUAUUUAUGAAAUCAGUUCAUGUGAGCUUAGGAUUCAAAUGUCACAAAUAAAAGACACAUAACCAUCA